Molecule: messenger RNA, 2117 nt
Organism: Sus scrofa (pig)
Lineage: Eukaryota; Metazoa; Chordata; Mammalia; Artiodactyla; Suidae
Gene: NUDT8
Product: nudix hydrolase 8
Molecular function (GO): coenzyme A diphosphatase activity
Source: RefSeq, a predicted model, not a curated record
GCCUACCCUGGCCUCACCUCUGUAGAGACCCCCCUCCCCUCACAAGGAGAACAGAGCAAGUGGAAGCCCAGAGAGAGAAGUGACCUGCCCAGAGUCACAGCAAGGCUGCAAUGGCACCAGGGUUGAAACCAGCCCCCCCCCACAUCCCAACCUGCCCCCUUCUGCCUUGGGGGUGACGCCUCCAAACGCUGCUUUACCUUUCUUCCCCCCAACAUUAAAUCAUUUGGCACAGGUGGUCAGAGCACUUCUCUCUUCAGAGGUCAGGGAGGAGGGCCUCAGGAAUGCCCAUGCCCCCGUGUCUGGGCAGACAUCCCAAAGCUCUACCCAGUGCGGUUGGCUUCGUUGGGGCACAGAGUGACGGGAAAGGUGGUGACACAAGCUGAGCGUCAGGGCUGCGAGGGAGGCUGUGCAGCUCAGGGAAGCACCUGCCAUUCCACGUUUAGGUGCCACGUGCAAAUUUGGUUCUCAAGGAGCCAGAGGUGGCAGAAGGAUGCAGAACACCACAGACAGGGACCGCAGGGGUCAAGGUGGGGGUGGAAGAGGAGAUUGAGAAUGCGAUCAGGACUCCAAGCAGGAGCUUCUAGAAAAAGUGACACGUAAACCAACACCUAUAGAAGUAGAAAGUGCGGAAGAGCGGGGGCAGGAGGAGAGGCGAGCUCCCGGCUCUGGGAAAAGCAUGGCUAAGGGGUGGGGCUCCAGUGGGUUCCCUUUGGAACGAGAGGGUGCGACGCGCGCCACCCAGCGGAAUCAGGAGAUAGGGCCCGGAGGGAGCGGAGGGCCGGGCACUCCUCCCGCAGCCCCUGGCGUCUCCGCCUCCCGAAGGGGCGCGCCGUAGACCCCCUGAACGCCGACUGGAAACAUCCCGGAGCACUUCCUGCGAGGUCCCGGACACUCGCGAACGCGAAGAACGCGGGCCCGGCAAGGCUUCAACAGCCAGACACCUUGACUACCAACCCCGCAGUCGGCAAGGGCGGGGCCAGCCGCCGGGCCACGUGCAACCCCAGCUGCCCUAGGGUACCGCCAACAGCCUAGACCAUCCCGGGCAGCUCCGCCGCGCCCGCCCCUGCCCCUUCCCCCCUUCCCCUUCCCCCCUUCCCCCUUUCCCCCUUCCCCCUUCCCCUUCCCCCCCCUUCCCCCCCUCCCCUUUCCCCCCUGCCGGAAGCCCAGGCUAUCUGGUCACGCCCCUUCCGGGCCCGCCCCCAACUCGAGGAAGGGCCUCCAGCCUGGGUUGGGCCCCGCCCCGUGGGCGUGGCUGGUGCUGCUUUGGAGGCCCCACCCGCCCAUGGGGACGGGAGACUCCUCCCGCGGUCCCCUCCGGGUUUCCGAAAGACCUGGGAGUGUGAGUGCUGCCCUCUCUCCCUCGCGCGGCCCAGUGCCCUUGCUGUCCCGGCCGCGCCCCGCCGGACAUGCUGCCCGACUACCUGUCGGCGGAGGGCGAGCAGCGCUGCCGGCGACUGCUAGCGGAGGUCACAGUCCGGCUCCGCGCGCGGCCUGCGGCGGCCGCGGUAUUAGUGCCGCUGUGUUCUGUGCGCGGGGUCCCGGCGCUGCUCUACACGCUGCGGUCCAGUCGCCUGGCCGGGAGGCACAAGGGUGACGUCAGUUUCCCAGGUGGCAAGUGUGACCCCACUGACCGGGACGUAGUGCACACGGCCCUGAGGGAGACCCAUGAGGAGCUGGGCCUUGUUGUGCCGGAGGAGCAUGUAUGGGGUGUCCUGCAGCCUGUGUAUGACCAGCGCAAGGUCACUGUGGUGCCCGUGUUGGCUGGUGUGGGCCCACUGGAUCCCCAGAGCCUCAGGCCCAACCCUGAGGAGGUGGAUGAAGUGUUUGCUCUGCCUCUGACCCAUCUGCUGCAAGCACAGAACCAGGGCUAUACCCACUUCCGCCAGGGGGGCCACUUCCGCUACACACUGCCUGUCUUCCUGCACGGGCCGCACCGUAUCUGGGGGCUCACGGCCAUCAUCACUGAGUUCACCCUGCAGCUGCUGGCACCUGGUACCUACCAGCCCCGCCUGGCCGGCUUUAGCCUGUCCAGGCGCUGAAGGCCUGGCCCGAGCAGCCCCCACCUUUGCACUGCCAGGCCAGCCCCCUCCAGGACUAAAUAAAGAGCCUUCCCUGAC